This is a messenger RNA of Penicillium cataractarum, 867 nucleotides long. RefSeq lists its product as uncharacterized. Gene Ontology annotation, cellular component: cytoplasm. NCBI's taxonomy places the organism in Eukaryota, Fungi, Ascomycota, Eurotiomycetes, Eurotiales, Aspergillaceae. The record is from RefSeq and is a predicted model, not a curated record. Bases 1 to 867 code for a protein of 288 amino acids. The transcript has 2 exons.
AUGCCUGCCCACCCUGAUUCAAAUAUCCACUCAGAGGCCACCGGCCCCGCCAAAGCGCUAGUUGAGAAGCAUCGCGCGGAACAGCCACUGAAGUUAUAUGCAGGAUGGUUCUGUCCAUUGAAACUGAUCAAACAUCCAGUACAGCGCGUUUGGUUGGCUCUCGAGGAGAAACAGAUUCCCUACCAAUACAUUGAAGUCAACCCAUACAACAAGCCCGAGUCACUCCUCUCGCUCAAUCCUCGCGGCCUUGUUCCAACUCUCUCAUGUCCGACCGAUCCAGAGCCUCGACCACUCUACGAGUCAACAGUGAUUCUGGAGUAUCUGGAAGAAGCAUACCCAACACACAACCCGCACUUCCUCCCGCAAGAUCCAUAUGAGCGCGCUCGUACCCGAAUCUGGAUUGAUUACGUUACAUCGCGUAUCAUUCCCUCCUUCCACCGGUUCCUACAAUACCAGCCUGGCGAAGGCGAGAGUGCAGUGAGCGAUGCAGGUUUAGACAAGGCUCGGCAAGAGUUCCUAGACCACCUCAAAGCCUGGACCAAAGAGAUGCACCCUGAUGGACCUUUCUUUCUAGGUUCGGGUGUAAGCUUGCCCGAUCUUGUACUUGCGCCAUGGGCGGUGCGCUUGUGGGUAUUCGAUGAGUUCAAGACCGGUGGAUUGGGAGUCCCUUCUGAAGGUCAGGGCGGGCCAGAUGAAGCAGUAUGGAAUAGAUGGAGGAAAUGGGUUUCUGCUCUUGAGAACCGGAAGAGUAUCCAGGAGACGACGAGUGAAAAGGAGUACUACCUGCCGAUUUAUAAACGGUAUGCGGAUAAUACAGCACAAAGUGAACUAGCCAAGGCCACUAGGGCUGGGCGAGGUGUCCCAUAA